Planococcus citri (citrus mealybug) is the source of this 1428-nucleotide messenger RNA. RefSeq lists its product as uncharacterized. NCBI's taxonomy places the organism in Eukaryota, Metazoa, Arthropoda, Insecta, Hemiptera, Pseudococcidae. The transcript has a single exon. The record is from RefSeq and is a predicted model, not a curated record. Bases 79 to 1353 code for a protein of 424 amino acids.
ACAACGAGUGAUGAACUUAAAUUUUUUGAAACACCAAUAAGAAAUCAGAAAUAAUAUAUUUUCUUUACCAUCGUCGCGAUGAAUAAUUCGUGGUUCGAGAAAGUAAUGUUGAACUUUUACACCUACAGUAAAGAUAUUUUCGGUGAAAAGAGCACGUACCAUGGAUUCGAGAUGAAAGAAGCGAUUCAAAAUUCUACAGAUGGUCUUCAAUCCGAUCAGCUCCAGGGGAAAAUUUUGUACACAGAUGAAGACGGUAACUCGCACAAACCAGUUUCAAUUUUUGUUAAAUUAGCAUCAGAUAACGCAUUCGCAUCUAGUAACAGUAUUCUCUAUUCAUUUUCCAACGAAAUUAAUUUUUACACGAAAAUAGCUCCUAUGAUGGGCACUCUUGACGAAUCGUUUUUUUCACUUUUUCCAAAAUUUUUCCAUGGUGAAACGAUGUUCAAUAAGAACAGAAAUGAAUCAGCGAUUUUUUUUGAAGAUUUAAGAAUACGUGAUUACAAAAUGACUGAAAAAAAGUCAUUCCUCGAUUAUCAACAUUUAGCAUUGAUGAUGCGUAAAUUGGGUACAUUUCACGCUUAUUCUUAUAAGGCUAAAAAUGCAACGCCCGAUUUGUUCUAUCCUACUAUGUCUAAUAUUUUUCAAGAAUGUAAUCCGAUUGCCAACAGAGAAUGUAAUCAUUUACUGGCGAUAAUAGCACGACGUGGCUUCGAUCUAUUGCAACAAGAGCAUAAAUAUUUGCAGUAUGCAGCCCGUAUGGAGACUUUGAUAGAAAAUUCUAAUGAUAUUUAUAAACAAAGUUUAAAUGGCGAUCGAGAAAAUCCUACAUCGGUAAUUACUCAUGGCGAUUAUCUAAGAAAUAAUUUGAUGUUUCGAUACAAAAAUAAUAUUCCAGAUGAUCUAAUUAUGAUCGAUAUGGCUACGUAUCGUUAUGCAUCACCAGUCAUCGAUCUGCUUCAUGUUCUGUACAUGAAUGCGGAUCAGGCAACCAGGGACAAAUAUUGGGAUAAAUUAAUCGAUGAAUAUUACACAGCGUUAAAAGAAACGUUCCCAGAUAAUGAAGUUCCAUCUAAAAGUACAAUAAUGUCAGAUUUUAUUGGUAGGUCGUUUUAUGUGUAUUUGGUGGCGAGUUAUUUUUUACCUAGAUUGAUGGAGUAUGAUUAUGAUAUUCCAUUGCCUCAAGAUACGGAUCUGGAUCCAGAUAUUGCUCGUAAAUAUCGUGAACGUAAAUUCACUGAAAUACCUAUUGAAAUGUGGGCCAAGUUAUUGUUGUUGAUCGGAGGUGAAAAAAGUACACAAGCAUUGCGAGAUAUACUUCAAGAUAUGAUCGAUAGGAAAUUCAUUUGCGCAUAGAUUUUCAACCCCCUUGUCUUCUUUUUAAUACAUUUGAAUCAUUAGGUAGUUGAAUAAAUUCUUUUCUAAUUGUGA